GCCUCGGCGAGGAGCCAAGCCGCCGGUCAAACAAAGGCUACUGCCAAUGCGAUCCGAUCCCAUGGCCUCUCUCCAUCUAUCUCUCGAUGGUAGACUAGUUCGAUCCGCCGCUGCCAUAAGUACGGCCGCGCCUGGCAGCUACUGUCGCAAAUUGCCCCCGAUUCCCUCUUCUCAGUCGCAGAACGGUACCCCUCGUACGAAAACGAGGCUCAGUCGGUUAGGAAUUUCUGUAACCGGUUUCACCUCUGGGCAAGGGCCAUGGCCACUUCUUCUCGGAGGAUGCGCGCCGUGCAGUACGACAAGUACGGCGGUGGAGCUCAAGCACUCAAGCAUGUGGAGGUACCGAUCCCGACGCCGAAGAAAGGCGAGGUGCUGAUCAAGAUGGAGGCCGGCAGCAUCAACCAGGUCGACUGGAAGUUCCAGAAAGGUGUCGCUCGCCCGUUCAUGCCCAACAAGUUCCCCUUCAUCCCAGUUUAUGAUCUUGCCGGAGAGGUCGUGGAGCUGGGCCGCGGCGUGAGCAGCUUCAAGGUCGGCGACAAGGUCAUCGCCAUCAAUUUCCCUGGCGGCGGCGGGCUCGCCGAGUACGCGGUGGCGCAGGCGUCGCGGACGGCGCCGCGGCCGCCGGAGGUGUCUGCGGCCGUGGGCGCGUGCCUGCCGAUCGCCGCCGUCACGGCGCUCGUGGCGCUGAGGACCGCCGGUGUCAGCUUAGACGCCGGCGACGGCGGCGGCGGCGGCGCCAAGAAGAACGUGCUGGUCACCGCGGCGUCCGGCGGCGUCGGCCACUUCGCGGUGCAGCUGGCGAGCGCCGCCGGGCACCGCGUCACGGCGACCUGCGGCGCGCGCAACGCCGGCCUCGUCGGCGGCCUCGGCGCCGACAAGGUGCUCGACUACGCCACCCCGGAGGGCGCGGCGCUGCGGAGCCCCUCGGGGCGGAGGUACGACGCCGUGGUGCACUGCGCGGCGGUGGCGGGGCUCCCGUGGUCCGCGUUCGCGCCGGUGCUCGCCGACGCCGGCGUGGUCGUCGACCUCACGCCGGGCGCCGCGGCCUUCGCCACGGCGCUGCGGCAGAGGGUGACCUUCUCCAGGAAGAGGCUGGUGCCGCUGUUCGUGUCGCCGACGAAGGAGGACAUGGAGCUCGUCGCCGGCAUGGUGGCGGAAGGGAAGCUCAGGGCGGUGAUCGAGUCGAGGCACCCGCUGAGCAGGGCGGAGGAGGGCUGGGCCAGGAGCAUGGCGGGGCACGCCACCGGCAAGAUCAUCGUCGAGAUGGGAGACGAACAGUGAGUGUGAGCUCGACGGAUUUGUGGCCUGGAAGAACAGAAUAAGAUACGAUUUUGUAGCGUGCAACUGUGCAUGUAUAGAUGUACUGCUUGAGUCUUUUAUUGACUCUCAUCGUUUGUUUGUUUGUUAGCUUAUAAGCCACAAUCAUCAAAAUUUAAGUUUUCAAACUAAAUUUGGUAUUAUUUGUUUUCUUUAACCUUUGGCUUUUAAACAGCUAAGAAUAAAAUAUAAAGACCCCACCCUAAUUAUUGUUCACCA
Molecule: messenger RNA, 1536 nt
Organism: Oryza sativa Japonica Group (Japanese rice)
Lineage: Eukaryota; Viridiplantae; Streptophyta; Magnoliopsida; Poales; Poaceae
Product: chloroplast envelope quinone oxidoreductase homolog
Molecular function (GO): oxidoreductase activity
Source: RefSeq, a predicted model, not a curated record